GAGAAACUGAUAAUGAACUGUCCAGGAUGUGAGGCUACAAGAUGGCCCGGAGGGCAAGUACCAGCGGCUCGCAGGGUCUUUCGAUUACGAAUGGUGACAGUGGCACCCGCCGCGUUUCUCGCUAUCACCUGCAUCGCCAGUGUCGGUGUUACCUUGGCGCUCGCUUUUCUGGCCUUUAAUCUUCACUUUCGCAAGCACAAAAGCAUAAAACUUUCAAGCCCGAGGCUGAAUAAUAUGGCAGCCGUUGGCUGCGGCCUGGUCUACGGUGCUGUUAUACUUUUGGGACUGGACGACGCCACGCUUCCUGACAGCGAUGGUUAUUAUCCUACGGUGUGCAAGGCGAGAGUAUAUCUACUAUCGGCUGGCUUCUCCCUAGCUUUUGGCUCGAUGUUCACGAAGACUUAUCGGGUACACAGAAUCUUCACCAGAAGCCGGAGCGGAGUCGUUAAGAACAAGCUGCUCCAGGAUACGCAGCUGAUAUUCUUGAUCUGCAUGCUCCUGGUGAUCGACGUCGUCGUAGUGACCCUAUGGGUAAUUUUGGACCCGAUGCAACGUCACCUACAAAAUCUUACCCUAGAAAUAAGCCCACAGGACCGAGGGGUCGUCUAUCAGCCUCAGGUGGAGGUAUGCCGUUCGCAGCAUACGAACGGCUGGUUAAGCGCUCUCUACGUUUACAAAGGUUUAUUACUCGUAGUCGGAGUCUACAUGGCCUGGGAAACAAGGCACGUAAAAAUUCCAGCCCUAAACGACUCGCAAUACAUCGGUAUGAGCGUGUAUUUCGUGGUAAUCACGUCGGGUAUCGUCGUAGUGCUAGCCAAUCUGAUGCCCGAUCGCGCGACCCUGGCCUUUGUCACGAUCACUGCCCUGAUUCUGGCCUCGACUACGGCGACCCUGACGCUCCUCUUCUUGCCCCAAUUGGCAAAUAUCCUGGCGGGAGAGAGACCCGACCCGGUCGUGCAAAGUUUUGGUCUCAAGAUCGAAUGCAACACACGUAGAUUCGUCACCGACGACAGAAGGGAGCUACAAUAUCGUGUGGAGGUGCAAAACCGAGUUUAUCGUCGUGAGAUGGCACAGCUGGAAUUGGAAUUGGCUAGAUUGGAGAAACAGCUGGCACAGGAGCCAGUAGAACCGUCACACACCUCAUCAAGCGCCUCGAUCCCACAACGAAAUCCAAGUAUUGGAGGCGGUUUACCUCUUUUGUUGCUCAGUGUUCUACCGCCGGUUAUCCCCCGAGCUAGCUGGCCUUCCGCAGAUUCGUCCGGCAUACGUCGCGGUACCGUAGCAUUUAGCAGUCAACCGGAUCUGGAGCCCGGCGAUCCCAGACAAAGCCUGGCCGACCUUUACAAGCUACACCGUCGCCGGGAGACCGAGGGUCCAAAUCGGCUGGGCGUUUUUCAACGACUCUUCAGUCUCUUCGGCAGCAGACCGAGUAGCAGAAAGACCUCCACAGCAUCGUUCACCGGAGUUGCAUCAGCGCUUCGAGUCCAUAUGGGCUACAUCGCUGGUUUAGUGCCCGGCGCGAAAGCUGCCUCUACUUGCCAAGUCGAUGCCCAAGGCACUCAUUCGCCUCAUACACGAUGCGGUUCAGGACCAAUAAUUAGCAUUACUAGCGAGGAAGACCGUAGGUUAAGCCUAGUAGGACUACGUCGCAAGGAAAGUAGCGAGCCUAAAGUAAAUUUCAGUCUACCGCCACAGACGAGCACGAGUCAGUCAUCUUCUCGAGAAAAAAUACGGGGCUCACCUCGGUUUCCUCAUCGAAUAAUUCCAGCGAACAGUUUAAGCGCUAUUGCACAAGGUACAUCAAUUACGAGACCGCAUCGUUGGCAUUCGAUGGAUGAUGCGACGAAACCGAAGAUUACCCAAACAACAACUCGUGGUUCGUGCAGUCCCAACUCCGACGUGUGGACCGCAAGCGAGGUCAAGGUUUCUUUCAGCGAGGCCAAUACUGUCAGAGUCAAGAAACCACCGGAUUCUUUAGUCUUAACUAUCCCCGUAGAUUCAAAGAUGAGUCCAAUCGAUACAAGACUGGGCAGCGAUCUGAGAAAGCUAUUCAGAGAAAACGACAGCGAAGAGGCAGUCAGUCCCGCCGAAUAUGAACUGAAGGCGAUACAGUCGAGUUCGUCGUCCUCUUCGUCCAUGAAGAUAAUCGGUGAUUCUGCAUCCUUAAAGAACGAUUCCACCUCAGAGACUCGAUACGAUAUCGUACCGAACUUCCGUCAAGAAUCAAAGCCUCGUCCAACGAGCCCAAUGAUCUCGGUAAUCGAUAUGGAUAAUCCAGGGGAGGAAUCGAAUACUGAUGUCGACAGUAAUGUCGGUACUUCCUGCGAAGAGAAGCGAUCGACUCCUGUAACGUAAAAUAUUGUGCAUGUGACAAUUUCGUCUAAGUGAUAUAAAGUGUAUUAAAGUUUAAGAGAGAGAAAAGAUAUACGAGGGAGGAACUUACGUUGAUUUUCUCGUGUUCUAUUUGCAACAUCUAAUAUUUCGAAGUCCUUUCGAAAGUGGGGCAGCAAUUCUAUCAAAAUUCCUAAUUACCGUAGCCGCUUAGACAAUCUAACACGAAUUGAAAAUUUCUAUUUAAAUGUUUCGUGUGAUAGACGAAGGAAAAUUAUCAUGCAGCGUGAUAAAGAGAUAAUUAAAGUAAUUAGGGGCGCAUUAUGUACUAGGAUUUUCGUAACAG
This is a messenger RNA of Trachymyrmex cornetzi, 2677 nucleotides long. RefSeq lists its product as uncharacterized. Gene Ontology annotation, biological process: gamma-aminobutyric acid signaling pathway; G protein-coupled receptor signaling pathway. Gene Ontology annotation, molecular function: G protein-coupled GABA receptor activity. Gene Ontology annotation, cellular component: membrane; G protein-coupled receptor heterodimeric complex. The record is from RefSeq and is a predicted model, not a curated record. The transcript has 11 exons. The coding region runs from base 13 to 2355 and encodes 780 amino acids. Lineage: Eukaryota; Metazoa; Arthropoda; Insecta; Hymenoptera; Formicidae.